AUGGCCGGGGCUUUUCUUACCUCUGUUGCGUCGAAGCUAGUGUCGUCACUCGGUGAGUACCUGAUUGCGCCCAUUGGACGUCAAUUUGGGUACGUGCUGUGCUACAAGAGCUAUGUCGAAGAUCUCAAAGACAGACUCAAUGAGCUGAAGAAUGCAAGGAAAAGGGUGCAGCAAUCCGUCACUGAAGCCGAGCGUGAUAUAAAACCUAUACACACUGAUGUCAAGGAUUGGCUGGAGAAGGUGGAGGAGAAGAUUAAGGAAGCAGAAAUACAGUUAAAAUCUGGCGAAAAUGCAAAAGAUGCUUGCUUCCGAGGGUGGAUUCCGAACCCCAUGGUGCACCAUCCAAUUGGUAGGAAGGUGAAGAAGAUGACACAAGUCAUUCAGGGACUCCAUGAGAAAAGCCAAAAUAGUAACUUCCAAGAGGUCUACCAUGAGAGUACUCCUAUAGGAAUUGUCACUGCUACCAUGUCCGCUGCAAGAUCUGUUGACAAGAAUGACGUCCUGGAGUCGAGGGCUUCAAUCAUAGAGGCUGUAAUGAAGGCUUUAGCUAAUGACAAGGUUUGCGUGAUUGGGGUGCAUGGAAUAGGCGGGGUUGGCAAGUCCAAGCUUUUGGAGGACAUCGAAUGGCGAGUUAAGGAAGAGAAGUUGUUCGACGUGGUUGCCACGGCAAAUGUAUCACGCAAUUCAGAUCUGAAAAGAAUCCAAGGAGAAAUUGCUUAUGCAUUGGGUCUAAAAAUAAUGAAUGAGGAAACUGCUCGUGGGAGAGCAGAUCGUUUGUGUAAGAGGUUAGAGAGUGAUUCCAAGAAAAAUAUUCUCAUCAUUUUAGAUAAUUUGUGGGAGAAGUUAGAGUUGAAGGAAGUUGGAAUCCCUUGUGGAGUUGACAAUAAAGUAAAAGGCUGCAAGCUAUUACUGACGUCUAGAUACAAAAAUGUUUUGCGCAUUGACAUGGGCUCGGACGAACAAAUCCAACUCGAUCAGUUAAAACCUGAAGAAGCAGGAAGACUUUUUGAAAGGAUAGUGGGAGAAAAUGUUAAUGAUCCUGAGUUUAAACCCUUGGUGGAUGGAGUGGUCGAGAAUUGUAAAGGCUUGCCACUUCAGAUUGUUUCGUUGGCAAAAAGGUUGAGGAACGCAGAUUUGGCAGCAUGGAGGAAUGCUUUGGCCAAAGGAUCGGAUGUAAAAUCAAUGGUGGAACUAUAUUACAAUGACUUAAAAGAUGAGAGGAUCCAAUCAUUGUUCAUGGUUUGUGCAAUACACUCUGGGAGAAUUUCCAUGAAUGCCUCCCUUAUCUACUGCAUGGGUUUGGGUUUAUAUAAAAGUUUCAGCAAGACCAUCGAAAUCGCUAGAGAUGCGUUGAUUACAGACCUACAUAGCCUGCAAGACUCUUCUUUGUUACUAGAUAGUGAUGACAUGGAAUGGUUCAGAAUGCAUGACAUAUUCGCUGACGAGGCCAUCUCUAUUGCUUCCACGCAAUGGAACGCCUUGGUCGGGAAGAAGGAUGGGUUUAAAGUUUGGUCAAAGGAUGAGCUCAAAAAAUGCACCGCGAUAUCCUUCCCUUAUGUUGGCAUUGAUGAGCUUCCGGAAAGAUUGGACUGCCCAAACUUGAGGAUGCUUUUGCUACUCGAAAAUAACCCGUCCCUCAAAAUUCCCGACUUGUUUCUUGAAUCUAUGGAGAAGCUCCAAGUCUUGGACUUUACUGGCUUAUCUUUCACCUCUCUACCUUCGUCGAUUCGAUUCCUUGAAAACCUCAAGUCGCUAUGUUUGGAUUUCUGCUAUCUGGAGGAUGUGACUGUUCUUGGAAAGCUAAAAGGAUUGCAGUUCCUAAGUUUCAUCGAAUCUACAAUCGCUCGGCUACCCAAAGAAAUAGGUGAACUUACAGAAUUAAGAUUUUUGGACUUGACAAGGUGCGCCAGGCUCAAAGUUAUUGAACCUGGCGUACUUGGAAGGUUGGUUAAUUUAGAAGAACUAUAUAUGGCAGACAGUUUUGAUCAGUGGGAGGUGGAGGAUGAAGCACCACGAAGAAAUGCUAGCCUGGCUGAGUUGAAGAACAUGAACAAGUUGAGCACUUUGCAUAUUGCCAUUCCUCAUUCCACCUAUCUCUCAGGUGAUCUGCCAUUUGUGAAACUAAACAAGCACAUAAUCCAAAUUGGGAAUGUUUGGGAUUGGUCGGGUGAACACAAAGAAUCCAGAACUUUAAAGCUCAAGCUGGAGCCAGACAAUCUUCUUUCUGAAUACUGGGUGCAAAGAUGUUUGCGGAGAACACAGGAUCUCCACUUGUAUGGAUUGCAGGAUGGCGACAAUAGCAUUCCCAAUUUGUGCAUCGAAGGUUUUAAGGAUUUGAAGCAUCUUCACGUACAAAACAGCCCCUCCCUUCAGUAUGUUGUUCCCUCUGCAGAGAUUGUCCAAUGCACCGCAUUUUCAAAAUUGGAAUCGUUGUUUCUCGAGAAUUUAAACAACUUGGAGAAGAUUUGUUGCGAUUGUCUUGCCCCAGAAUCCUUUAGCCAAUUAAAGAUUGUGAAAUUGGAUAAUUGUGGUGAAAUCAAACAUUUGUUUCGUUUGUCUAUGAUGAGAGUAUUCUUACAGCUCGAAGAGAUUGAACUGAGCAAAUGUCACUCGAUGCAGCAAUUUGUCGCAUAUGAUGAGGCAGAUGAAAUUAGAAAUGCAGUUGAAGAUGAUCCCAAAGUGAAGUCAUGCAAUUUGCAUAGGCUGACAUUACGGAACUUGUCAGAGAUGACAAGCUUCUGUAAAACCAUGGACCAUCCGGUUGCAUUCUUCGGGCAACAGGUAACUGAGCUACAGAAUUUGGAAGCCAUAACCGUUAAAAGAUGCCAGUCAAUACAAGAAAUAUUCAACCUUGAAGGACUGACAGCCAAUGGGGACGUCGAGAUUCUGUCACGAUUGGCCAAAUUAACUAUUAGUGACUUACCAAGCUUGGGACGCAUAUUGAACAAGAAUCCAAGAAGAGCAUUGUGUUUCCGAAACUUAAGGGCACUGAAGGUGCAAAACUGUGGGAACCUGAGGUUUCUUUUUUCUUUUUCCAUGGUUGAAGCACUUGAGCAAAUAAAAGAAAUACAAAUAGCCAAUUGUAAAUUGAUGGAGGAAAUUAUGGAUGUGCAAGAAGAAGAAUCAGAGAAAGCUGCAAUCACCAACAUUAUAGGAUUCCCUUUGUUAACCUCCUUGUCUCUUGAGGAAUUACCAAAUCUCAAGACAUUCUCGUAUGGAAAGUACCAUAUUCACUGUCCAUCCUUAACAAGACUAACGAUAUCUGGAUGCCCCAAAAUGAUGACAUUCUCUUCAAUUGAAGAAAAGCAACGGCCAAUGGCAGGUGAUACGGAUUUACAACAAAUGUUUGGUUGUAUUGACCCUGGCUCGUCCUCGCCUGAUUUCUUCGGUCAAAAUAUUCUUUUUCCGAGAUUGGAGGAGUUGACGCUCUUGUCGUUGCACGGGUUGAGGAGGAUAUGGCACAAUGAACUCCCUGAAGAAUCAUUCUGUAGACUAGCAUCCAUCACGGUCAGAGAUUGUGAAAAUCUUUCUCAUAUUUUUCCAUCAACUCUAAUAGAGAGGUUCCAGAGCCUGAAAAUGAUUGAGGCGGUCAAGUGUACCUCUUUGGAAGCAUUAAUCGAACAUGUUCCUUUCAAUACUAACAAAAGCCAAAAAUGUCUGCUUCUCUUGGACUUAAAAAGAUUGAAGUUGUGGCACCUGCCAAGGCUGAUUGCGGUUGGGACAAGCAGCACCAAAGCAACGUGGCCUUUUCCUAAUCUGACUAAUGUUAGCUUGUGUUGUUGCCACAGUUUGACAUAUCUCUUGACAAAUAAUGCAGCCAGGACUCUUAAUAAACUUAAGAUGCUAGAUGUUUCUGGUUGCAAUAACAUGCAAGAAGUAGUUGCCGUGGAAGAAGGCGAAGAGCGAAAUUUGCAGGCAGUGAAGUUCUCGCAUUUACGUUCAUUGAAGCUUUGGUCCCUUAAGAGCUUGAUUAGAUUCAGCUUGGGAAGAUGUUCAUAUGACGGUCCAUAUUCUUUAUUUGAUGAGAAGGUCACAUUUCCCAAAUUAGAAGAGCUGCGUCUAAUAGGGAUUCAAUCAAGAGAAUUGUGGGAGAAUGAGAUGUCCAGUGGGUCCAUUUGCUGCCUAAAGGUCCUUGAGGUGAAGCGGUGUCACAAUCUCUUGAAUGUUAUUCCUUCAUCCGUGUGGAAGAGGCUGCUUCACUGUAUGGAGUCCUUGACGGUUGAGAAUUGCCCACGUCUGAGAAACCUUUUUACAAUGUCUAUGGCAAAAAGUCUGAGACAACUUCACUAUCUCAGUCUAGGUGGGUGUGAAGAGAUGGAGUACGUUGUUGCCAGAGAAGAAGAGAAACCUAACGAAGCAACCGACAUAAUUGUAAUUCCUCAACUUGUCACCCUUUAUCUUCACAACAUGCCAAAACUCAAAAGUUUCUGCCAAGGGAAGUAUAUUUCAGAGUGGCCCUCCUUGAAAGAGUUUACUGUUGAAGAUUGUAAAGCUGUGGAGGUGAUUCUAGGUGAUGCUAAUUGUAGAAAAUUAGAGAGCGGCGCUCCGAAGCAACCAUCGCUUUUGCUGGUCGAAAAGGUUGAAUUUCCUAGUUUGGAGUUGAUGAAGAUCUCGCACAUGGAUAACAUGGAGAAGAUAUGGCUUGAUGAGCUUGCUUCAAAUGCCUUUAGCAAACUCAAGACGCUAGUGGUGGAGUAUUGUGAGAAAUUUUCAUCCAUAUUUUCAUCUGCUACCAUCCUUGAAAGAUUCCAAAACCUAGAGAAGUUAAUUGUGACCAAUUGUGAUUCCUUAGAAGCGAUAUUUUGCAUCCAAGAGUUCAAUUUCGGCAAAGCCCAUUUUACAGGCAAUUUUCAAUUGAGAGAAUUAGUUUUGAGACAGCUACCAAAAAUGAAGCAUGUUUGGAGUGGACUUCCUCAAGGAGCUCUUAGCUUUGGACACUUAAGAUGCUUGGAGGCUUUCAAGUGUGAGAGUCUCAAAAUUUUAUUUCCAAGCUCAGUGGCAAAGAGCAUGACACAUUUGGAAGAACUUGUAGUAUGGGAUUGUGGGGUGGAAGAAAUUUUAGUGGAGGAAGAUAGAGGAGUAGAGACAAAUGUAGGUGAUCCCUACUUUCCACGAUUGACAGCCGUGACAUUUUUUGACUUGUCGGAACUAAGGAGCUUCUACAUAAAUAGUCAUACUUCAGCAUGGCCACUCUUGAAGGAAUUGCGAGUAAGACACUGCAGCAAAAUGAGGUCAUUCUCAUUCACCUCUGAGAUCCAGAGCUGCCAGGGUAUUGCUAUCAACCAUAACCAACCCGCACUCUUUUCUUUACAAAAGGUCAUUCCACAGUUGGAGCGAUGGACGUUGACAAGGGAGGAUGUUGUGAUGAUGCAGCAUGACAUAUUGGGAAAUCUUAGAGAGCUGGCUUUGGGAUGCUACCAUGAUGAAAAUGUAGCUUUUCCCUCUGACUUCUUUCUCCAAAGAUUCCCCAACUUAGAAGAACUUCGAGUAACCUGUAGUUGCUUCGAGGAAAUAUUUCCAGAAGAGGCGUUGGGACCUGGGGCACUUGGAAAUUUGAAGCAACUCUGGUUGACCGACCUGUGUAACCUCAAGCGAGUCUGGAGAGAUGGCUCCUUGAUGGCUGAAAUUCUUAAACACAUUGAAUCUCUGUUCAUUCGGGGGUGCCCCGGUUUAUCAAUCGUAUUUCCAUGUCCGGCUUCAUUCCAGAGCUUGAGGGAAUUAGAAGUAUGGGAUUGCAGUGGUUUGGUUCAUAUGGGGACUUGCUCAGCUGUCACAAGCCUGGUGCACCUUACCCGGCUAACCCUAAGAGAUUGUGGUGCAAUGAAAGACGUGGUAACCGAUGAAGAUGAUGAUAGGACUGGGGGGGAAGAGAUCUUUUUCCGCAAACUGGAAGAGCUGAUACUUCGUGGUUUACCAAGCCUUGAGAGCUUCUCCCCCGCCGAUUGCGCCUUCAUGUUCCCAUCACUAGCGCGUACAACUGUGACAGAGUGCCCCAAGAUGAACAUAUUCUGCAAGGGCACCGCAAGAACACCAAAACUAGAUAAACUACUCCUCUCCGAUGAGGAUGAUGAAGGUCGUUGGGAGGGCGAACUUAAUACCACCAUCCGAAGCUUAUCAACAUGA
Molecule: messenger RNA, 6123 nt
Organism: Syzygium oleosum
Lineage: Eukaryota; Viridiplantae; Streptophyta; Magnoliopsida; Myrtales; Myrtaceae
Exons: 7
Coding region: 1-6123 (2040 amino acids)
Molecular function (GO): ADP binding
Source: RefSeq, a predicted model, not a curated record